This is a messenger RNA of Heterotrigona itama, 3707 nucleotides long. The record is from the annotation of a GenBank genome assembly. Lineage: Eukaryota; Metazoa; Arthropoda; Insecta; Hymenoptera; Apidae.
AUGCAAAUUUCUAAGAAACGUAAGCGUAAUUUGUAAAUAAGAUUCUACGGAUUUCUAACAAUAAUAUUCUCGAGGAAUAUUUUCUAUUCUUUAAUAAUAAUUGUUUUAUUUUCUAUCCUAUGACAGAAAGAUGAUAAGGAAAGUCUAAAAACGUCAAUCUAUGUUAAUAAUACAGAUUUGUCAUUUUUUAAGCGUUUCUAACAUACAGAAUGAUGAUUUAAAAUCUGUUUUAGACAAAGAAGUACAGAAGCCCGGUGAAAGUAAGAAGGAACUGCUCAAAUACGAUACCCAUGGUUCUAUCGUCAUUGUACCAACUGCUGAUGACAAUGACAUGGAUUACACUUGUGAGGCGAACCAUUCUGCGAUACCUAUUGGCAUGCCUUUACGGGAAACCAUUAAACUCUCCGUUUUCUAUCCACCCGGCAUGCCGUACAUCGAGGGAUACACCGAGGGAGAGACAGUGAAACGUGGACAACAGUUGGAACUGACCUGUCGAUCUCGCGGCGGAAAUCCACCCGCGCAGAUCGUCUGGUACAGAAACAAUGAACAGGUCAGCACCGUGUAUCGUACCGAGGGUAGCUUUUCCGAGAGCGUGUUGUCGAUCAUUGCCAAAGCUCAAGACAAUAACGCAAGGUACAGAUGCGAGGUGUCCAAUAUCAUGAGCGUGGAGCCUAUGAAGGUGCACGUGGAUCUCACCGUGCUUUGUGAUCGCGCCAUCCGGAGUGACGAUCAGCGGGCCCACGGAAGCGAAGGCCGACGAACAAGUGGUGAUCACCUGCACCACGGAGAAUUCGAACCCACCGGCGGAUAUCAAAUGGACGGUGGACGGUCAUAAUUUUGAAAGUAACGCUUCCAGGACCGAACCGGCUCCUCAAGGCGGUUGGAUCACUACCUCGAACGUAACUUUUAACAUAAAUCGCACCAGCCGUAGCAUCGUGGUGAUAUGCGAUGCGUCCAAUGUCAAGCUGACGGAAAACGUCGUCAGAACACAUACCAUAACCGUGAUUUGUGAAAUGGAAGUACGAAGUCCCUUUAUUUAUUUUGCGAUAGAUCCACCGUCGAGGCUUAUGAUCACCGGUUACGAGGAAGGAACUACGAUCGACGCUGGUACGCUGCUCAAAUUGACAUGCACCGCCACUUCCGGCAAUCCACUCGCUACAUUAAGUUGGUACAAGAAUGAUAGAAAAGUACAAGGAAGCAUGAGAACACGAGAUCACGCGGUUUCCAGCGAGCUGACGAUACUCGUAAACGCGUCCGACAAUAACGCGCGCAUACGAUGCGAGGCAGCGAAUUCCGCAACAGAAAUUCCUCUGCUCAAAAUACUCGUGCUCAAAGUUAACUUUCCGCCCGAGAAAGUGAAGAUCAGCCGCGAGCCGCAGAAUCUGCACGCGGGCCAAGAGGGUCGUAUCAUUUGCGAAUCGAGCAGCAGUAAUCCGGCGGCGGAGAUGUCCUGGUGGAAGGACGGGAUCCCCGUACAGGGUACCAAAAAUGGCACUAAGCCCGGCUUACACGGCGGAUUUCUGUCGUUCGUCGAGCUCACGUUGGACGUGACGGAGAAGAUGAACGAAGAAGUGUACACAUGUCAAGCGCGAAACAAUCAAAUGGACAGGUCUAUUCAUGACGCCACCACUCUCGACGUAUUGUACAAACCUAUAUUCUCAUCGAUCGAGCCUUACGAAUUAAUCGGAAUGGAAAACGAACCUUUUGUGAUUUCUGUUUCUGCUAUGGGGAAUCCUAACGAUAUAAGAUACACGUGGACUAGGGAUGGUUUGCCAUUGGUCAGCAAUAGCAGAAGGAUAUCUGUUCGCGCUUCUACUUUAAAUAUAACUAAACUGGAUCGUCACGAUGCUGGAACUUAUAUCUGUGAGGCGACUAACGAGGAGGGAACGACGUUUUAUCAAUUGAAUCUAACUGUUCAAUACUCGGCAAAAAUUAAACGCACCUCGACGUCGGGGAUAGUGUAUCCACCUGGAAUCGAAGCGAAAUUGUUCUGCGAAGUGGACGGCAGCCCCAUAGGAGACGAGUAUGUCACGUGGCAGAAAGUUGGCUCGAACUCGGAGCUCUCCGGCCGAUAUUCCACCUCUUUUAUCAACAAAACUUCUUAUCUGCACAUCGAGAACCCUGAUCAGGAGGACGUCGGAGAAUAUCAGUGCAAAGUUAACAAUGGAAUAGGCAACGUUACCUCCGAGCCUAUACUUUUCGUUACUAACUUCAAACCGCAAAUGAUAAACACACCGUUGACGAGAAAAGCAGCGGCAAAUAAAGGAAUAAAUGUACAAUUGUCCUGCAAAGCACGAGGUUCGCCCUUGCCGCGAUAUUCUUGGUCAUUCAACGGAAAAACCUUGCUACCUAAUGUCACGGAUCACAAAUACGGCAUUACUCAUACUGACCUAAGCGAAUUAAUUUCCGAAUCGACACUAACCAUUUUCCGCGUAACGUCGCACGAUUACGGGAAAUACGAGUGCCGGGCGAUGAACAAAAUGGGACAGUCGACGGAUAUCAUACACCUGGACGUAACAUCGCCGCCAGACAAGCCGACCGACCUCGAGAUCUAUAACGUCACCCACGACUCCGUCACCCUGAUGUGGAAAAGAGGAUUCGACGGCGGUUUGCUAACCUCCUAUCAGAUACGUUGGCGACAGGCAGUAGACUACGAGGAUCGAUACCACUAUCUCGAUGUAUCGCCAGGAGAAUAUAAAACUACGAUAACAGGAUUGUCCCUCGGAACUUACUAUGUGUUCAGCGUGAAAGCCAUUAACGAGAAAGGGGACAGUGGAUUUCUGCCGGACCUGGUCAAAGUUCAGACGCUACGGGAGGCACCACCUACCGACGUGACAUCCAGCGAGAUUAAUUCUUCCUACAUCAUCGUCAUUAUCAUCACUGUUUCCGCCUCUGUUUGCCUACUCAUUGCUGCGCCCAUAGUCUUUGCUACAUUAAAAUCGAAAAAGAAGACCCAACGUUCCGGAAUCAACAAGUCACAAACAGCGGAUAUGUACGCGCCAUCAACCGUGAACGGAGAUACCAUGACCGGCGAGUUAAGUUCAGUUUCGGAUGAGAAGAGCGACGUUAACUUCGACACUAACGAUUACGUGGAUGAGGGACGAAAAACCGCAGCUAGCACGUAUUUGAUAGAUCAAACUAUGCAAGAUUUUGGGAAAGGGAAUAUGGAAAUGCAGGUACACCAUCAGGGUACUCUUGGUCGUCGUGGCAACCACAUUCAACCGCCGAUGAGCAUGGAUUCACCGCCGCAGAGAACAACAGCCAGUGGAACUCUUUCUGUUUCGAAAUCGAGUUAUAUCGGGAACCCCAGCCCGGCCCCACCGAACGACGUGAACUUUUACAGUGUGGAGAUUGACAAUGGCCGUUACAUGGGCUACGAGACGAAUCACAGCCCGAUUCCGGUAGUAGGCGACCCAGGCUCGGGGAGUUAUUAUCCAUCCAUGAGUCCGACCGGGCACAUGACGUCGAGUCACAUAAGCAGCGGGACGAGCACAUUAACACGUAGCAGAACCCUACCGCGUCCAGUACCGCCACCGGAUGUGACCGUGAUGACCGCCGGCUCGAAGUCACCGAUACCACCAUCGGUACCUCCGCCACCGACAACUUUCGCCCGGUCGGUAUCCGGCAACGCGCACACCCAUGGCCAUCCGUUGUCAACCUUCACCCCAACGCCGGCUUAUUCUGACAUUGACGGUCAUCUUGUCUGA